Molecule: messenger RNA, 492 nt
Organism: Plasmodium yoelii
Lineage: Eukaryota; Apicomplexa; Aconoidasida; Haemosporida; Plasmodiidae
Product: 60S ribosomal protein L24, putative
Exons: 3
Coding region: 1-492 (163 amino acids)
Biological process (GO): cytoplasmic translation
Cellular component (GO): cytosolic large ribosomal subunit
Molecular function (GO): mRNA binding; structural constituent of ribosome
Source: RefSeq, a predicted model, not a curated record
AUGUCAUCAAUCAAAACAACAGUAAAAACAGAAGCUUGCUCCUUCAGUGAAUACAGGAUAUAUCCUGGUAGAGGACAAAAAUAUAUUGCUAAGGAUGGUAAAGUAUAUUUCUAUUUAUCUUCAAAAUUCGCUUCACUUGCUUUACAAAAAAAGAAAGCCGCUAAGUUGAGAUGGACACAGACUUGGAGAAGAAAUAACAAAAAAACAAAAGUCGAAGCCACACAAAGAAGACGAUAUAAGAAAACUAUUAAAGUGCAAAAAGCUGUUUGUGGUUUAAGUGUUGAAGAUAUAAGAAACAGAAAAGCCUACGUACAAAGUAUUGAAGCUAAAAAUAAAGCACGUUUUGCAGGAAAAGAAAAAGAAGAUAAAAAAAAAGGUAAAGAUGAUAAAAAAAAAAGUGUAGCACCAGCUCAACAAAAAAAAGAAUUUACUAAGGGUAAUAAAUUAAUGAAUUUAGCCAAAAGCAAAAUGCAUAAAAUGAUGAAAAAAUAA